This is a messenger RNA of Diaporthe batatas, 2053 nucleotides long. RefSeq lists its product as uncharacterized. The coding region runs from base 606 to 1712 and encodes 368 amino acids. The transcript has a single exon. Lineage: Eukaryota; Fungi; Ascomycota; Sordariomycetes; Diaporthales; Diaporthaceae. The record is from RefSeq and is a predicted model, not a curated record.
GGAUUCUCCAAUUUCCAGUGCGUUUCUGAUACCCACAGCAACACCCGCAGAAUCGAAAGUAGCCCACCGUGCCGCCGGCCCAGCCGCACGUCAUCCAACAGACGUGUCCCGUACCGUCUGUCAAGGAGCUGACUGCAGUGGUGCUGUGGUGGCAGCAGGCAGCCUGGCAGCUCAACAUUUGAAACAGGCCUGACAGGCAGCUCACCUCAUCGCCUCUCUCAGGAGUCCGCAUCCUGUCACCGACAGGCCAAGGAAGAUGCUGGAGUAUGGGGGGCGACUGGGGCUGCUCGCCAUUGGCCAGGGGUCCCCUGGGGAUCCUGCAACCUCGCGGCGCAGUGGGGCUGUACAUCAAUGUAAAUCACCUUGAUCACCACCUGCUGCCUGACGUUGGCCGCCCCCCUUGUCUGUCUCGCGGUCGGCUCGGAAUCCCUCUCGGCCAACAUUCAUUCUAAUAAAGGAACCGUCCCUUGUUCAGACACAGCACUCUUGUGCACCUUGCGCUUCCUCUUUCUCACCCUCGCCGUUUGGUCCUGAUUUCUCUCUCCUCAAACUCAGCCUUACCCCGUCCCACCCGCCUGUCCUGCAGGGCCGAAACACCACGCAAGAUGAUGCACCACGCCGCCACCUUCAGUGGCUCGGUGGCCAAGAGGGCCCUGGAGAUGCGUGAGGCCUACGUUGGUGAUGGGCAGGGGGAAAUGAAUGAGUUGCCGGGUUGGGCGUGGCUCGUAUUCUUUGCCGACUUCCUGGUCUUCUUCCCGAUAUUCGUCUACGUCGGCUACACUCUGAGCCAUAUCUACCCGACCCUCGCCAUGAUCGAAGACCCCGAACCGCCACCAUAUGAGCCCGUCGACCUGAACGACUCCGACUCCAUCGCCGAGGACAACGCACCCCUCGACGACCGGCCCGUCAAGGUCGACCAGGAGCCCGUUCUGGUCACCUCGUCCCUCCGCAGCAUCAACCGUCUUCUCUAUUCCACCGCUGGCUGGACCGCCAACCUCCGAGGCCUCCCCUGCGCCAUCGUCCUGUCCCUUGCCGCCGGCGCCUCGGGUGCCAUCUUCAGCGGCGUCCCUUUUGUCCCCCGCUCCGUCGGUGUCCUGCUGGCCAGCCUCGUGACCGUUCAGCUUUCCACCGCCUGGACGCACAUCGUCAUCUCCGCACCUUCUACCCUGCGCUUCUACCAGCGCCUGCCGCCCUUCGGCAAGACCUUCCAGGCCACCGCCGUCCCCAUCGUCGUCUACUGGGCUGCCACCCAGCUGACCGCCUAUCUGCCCAUCGCGCUCUCCUACCUCCUGGGCCUGGCCAAAUGGGACGUCCGCAACCCGACCCAGGUCCCCCAGUACGGGGGUGACAUCAUCUGGAAGUCGUUCGUUCUCGCGCUCGUCGUGGUCGCAGCCAUGGUGUUCCUGGUCAUUCCCGCCCAGGUUAUGCUCGUCCGCGUCCAGGCUAGCCUGCUGCCACCAGACGAGAGCCCCAUUCUGGCCUUUGAUCGUUCGUUCGCCGGCGCAGUGGAGCCCCCGGUCGUCGGUGGCAAGGGCUAUGUUACGUACUCGGACGCCUGGCGGACCUUUUCUCGUCAGAGCUGGAUCCGUCUCUACAAGCUCAUUGGCAAGAUCAUCGCUGUCGAGUUCGCUGUCUAUGUCCUAUUCGUCGCUAUUGUUGUACCCGAGUUCAUUCUCACGGUCAAAGCCAGCAGGCCCGUUGACUCGAAUUAGACAGUGGUUGCGCCAAAGUGAGUUUGAAAAGAGGGUGAGCGUCUGUGAGGACAAGGAUGCUGUCAAAGAUCACAAUCAUUAUCAGUGCCGUCAGGUUUGUGGUUUGGUUCUAGACCUGCGGAUUCAGUCACUAUUACAUUUGAACUUUAUUUUGCACCGGAAGCGACACAUGUUUUGGUAGCGGCGUUCUGGGCGAGUUUCGGUUGGGCCAUGUUAUUUGCAUUUAGUGCCCAACUCACCAACAACACAUAAGGCAGACCUGCCACCUCCCCCGAACAAGUGCUCAAACGAGCAGGCAUAUCAAUUUCAUAAAUGCAAAAUUUCACACAAGAACCGUUGAG